Molecule: messenger RNA, 1590 nt
Organism: Podospora pseudocomata
Lineage: Eukaryota; Fungi; Ascomycota; Sordariomycetes; Sordariales; Podosporaceae
Exons: 1
Coding region: 1-1590 (529 amino acids)
Source: RefSeq, a predicted model, not a curated record
AUGAUCCGUCCAAACAAAGCAAAAGCCUCGCCAGACCUCUCCAUCCACCUCCAUGCGCCCACCCCGGACAGAACCGUCUUCUUCCCCGGCGAAAAAAUCACGGGUCAGAUCCGAAGACAAGAGCACAUUGUCCGCCCAGAAGUAUGGCUCAUCCUCUUCCUCCACGGCCGGUCCGUCGCACGCAUCGAGAAGACCACUGGUUCGGGCGAAAGCCAAACAACGCACCACUACAACACGGAAUACACCCUCUUCCCUCGCCAGCAAGUAACAUGCAUCAACGGAAGCCCGGUGCAUAUUCCCCCAAACAGCCCUGAAGGGCAAGCGUGGAAUUUCCAGGUGCAGAUCCCUCCCCAUUGCCUCAACCCGAAGUUGGCAAACGCGACAAAGGAGGACGGCUGGUGGGCGCGCAACAAGCAGGAUCCAGAAAUGGCGUUUGUCCCACUUCAGACUCCGAAAAUUCCCCUGCCCUGCUCGGUGAUGUCGCACCAAGGGCAUGGAUCGAGCAAGCAGGCGACGUGGGUGGAGUAUUGGCUUGAGGCGUUUUUAUAUGACAAGGCGCCGUUUCACAAUAGUAAUCUUAAGCACGUGGCCAAGUCUAGGUUGCCGGUGGCGGUGUACCCGAUGCCGUUGGCGGGUGUGCAGACGGUGAAGAUGCUCAGGUUUUGGUCGGCGAAUCAAGUGAUACGAUCGCAGCGGUUGCUGGCUGGACGGGAGGGGGAUAAGCUGAGUGUUAAGGAGAAGAUGCUCAAGAUGGUGAGGAGUUCGAGAGUGCCGAGGUUGGGGUUCAGGGUUUUGGUUGAUUUACCUGCGGGGAUACAGUUGGGGGAGCUGCUUGGGGGGUUGAGGGUCGGAGUGUGGAAGUUGCAUGAGCUUACUGCUGGGUUGGGGGAUGACAGUGAGGAGGAGGAUGAGAGACACCCCGAGGAGAAAAACAAGGGGAAGGUGACGAAGACGGAAGAAGCGGAAGGAGAGAGACUUCCGGGUUAUGAGCAAGGUGAGAGCUCUACUAUCCGAGCGGCACGGCCUUCCCAUGAGCAACCGCACGCCGCCUCAGAAAACGACAUCAAAAUCCGUCUCGUCAGCCUCAAAAUCAAGGUCAAGGCCACCACGUCUGUUUCGGUGAAGGGGAGCGUGCUCGAUAAACAUGACAUGACGAAGGAAACCGACAUUGCCAGACUUGAACUUAGUACGCCCUCUCUGGGCUUGCCGGGUGGUGAUGGAAACGGGAUUGAAAUCCCUUUUAUCAGCGAAGAGACCCGGUACGAGCAACGGCUGCCUCAAACUGAAGACGCACCGCCACCGGCGUAUUCCGACAGUGGGAAAAUGAUGGAUUUGGGCGCUUCGCUGGGGAUAAGGUUCAGUAUGAAGUGGCUUGAGAUUUGCGGGAAGAGGUAUUCAAUUGAGCAGUAUCGAGGCGGGACAUGGAGUUGGGGGGGCCAGGGGGAUCUGGUUCCAGAUUUUACGACGUUUAAUAUCCAGAGGGGGUAUAUGCUUGUGGUCAAGUUGGGACUGGAGGUGGUGAAGGAGCGGGUGGAGGUUAGGUUUGCGAGGAAGGUUGAGGUUUUGGGCGCGACGGGGUACUCGUCUUGA